This is a messenger RNA of Zychaea mexicana, 2757 nucleotides long. RefSeq lists its product as uncharacterized. The record is from RefSeq and is a predicted model, not a curated record. Gene Ontology annotation, biological process: positive regulation of GTPase activity; Ras protein signal transduction. Bases 1 to 2757 code for a protein of 918 amino acids. Gene Ontology annotation, cellular component: plasma membrane. Lineage: Eukaryota; Fungi; Mucoromycota; Mucoromycetes; Mucorales; Lichtheimiaceae. Gene Ontology annotation, molecular function: guanyl-nucleotide exchange factor activity. The transcript is spliced from 4 exons.
AUGGAGCAUCUUCAACUCAUUUACACGGAGGCAUCACAGCUGCUUGACGAGGGUCAUAUUAAGGAUGCAUAUACGAGAUUUCUAUCUGCAGUAGAGUUAUCCACACAGAAUCUCCAUGGAGUCAAGUUUGUUCAUCACACUGUGGUAUCGAAGCCUAUGCAAUAUGAAAACUCGUUAUCCAUCAUCCGAUCAAGUUUAUUGCAUCUGGAAGAAAUUGCUGUGCAAAGAUCCCCCGUACCUCGACAACAGCAACAACAGCAUCAUCAUUUGAUUCAUUCUAACCAUCCACAUCACCACAACUACCAUCACAACCACGAUGAUGAUCGGAGUAGCGGCUCUCCAGUAAAAACACCCCCACCACUCCCGCCAAAGCCUGCAAGGAUGCAUAACAAGCCCACGGUACCUCCAAAACCAAACAGGGUCCCCAACGCUUUGCCACAACACCCACCUCAGCCGACACAGCCGCAGCAACAGCAACAUCAUCACUCGCAUAGCGAACAAGAAGCCGUCGCUACAUCCACUACUGCAUUUGUGAAACGAAAUAACCGUGGUCGUGGCAAUUCUGUCAGUUUUGCAGAUCAAACGAGUGAUCAUGAAAUAUCGGACAAUGAGGAUAUUAUAGAGGAAGAACGCAAAAGUGAAGUUAAGGAUGAGGAGGAAGUGAGACUAGCCGACGACGACGACGAUGAUGACGAUGAUGAUGAUGACGACGACGAUGAAGUUAUAGAUUUUGAUAAUAACCAUGACGAAACGCGAGCAACAACGAUGCAACGAAGUGGCAGCAUACCCCCACCACGUCCACAUACCAUGACCGAUGCAUACUCGCAUCUGCCCAUGGUCGAUACCCGUCCUCGAUCACUGACAACUUCGCAUCACCACCAACAUCGAUCCAGCAUAUCACCUAUCGACGUCUUGGCCGAGUCCAUUGUCGAUGCACGUAUUUUGGUGCCCGCCCAAACCAACACGGGAGACAGUUUGGCACCGCCGACUGCGACACAAACAAUCGACUACGUUCCAAACAUUCCUGUUCCGCCAUUGUUGACCACGCAUCGACGAUUGCAAGACCAGUUGGAUGAUUUGGAAGCUUCGCUGAGCGAAUGCAAACAACGAAAGCGUGCCUUGUCUUCGUAUGCAGCCACCGAAUUGUCGUCGUCGUCGUCGUCGUCAACGGAAAACAACAACAGUACACUGCUGGACAGUGAGCUGAAUGACACAAUCUUGCAGCGCACGACAGCAGUUGCAGAAACGCGCGAAACACUGAAUCGAGUCCGAACGCUCUACAUGAGCGCAGCAACGGUGCCAAACGUCAUGCAAUUUCCACCACACCUGGUCGCUUAUCAGCUGACGCUGAUAGAAUUUGCCAUUUUCCGCGACAUCCCGCCGGACGCAUUGCUGUCGCACUCGCCACGUUCGCCCCAUCCCAAAGUCGUGGCCUCGACCGAUUUCUUCAAUUACAUUACGCGGGCGAUCGAGCACUCGAUCCUAUUACCGCAAGAAGCGUCACGACGGGCUGAACUGAUCAACCGAUGGAUCAAGGUAGCAACAAAGUGCCUGUCGCUGAGCAACUACCAAACACUCAAGGCGAUUGUGUCGGCCCUGGGGACUCCGCCUGUGCAGCGACUUCGACGGACGUGGGAUUGCAUUCCGAAGAAACGGAUGGGGAGGCUGGACCUCCUCAAUGCGCUCAUGUCCGAGUCUGAGAAUUACGGCCGGUAUCGCGAGCACAUGGGUCUAGAGACGAGACGCAGAUGGACCAAACCGGUGGUGCCAUUCUUGGGCGUGUUUAUCCAUGACAUGACCUAUCUGUUGGCGGCAGUGAAGAAAGGCCGUCAAGGAGCAGCAGCAGCUACAGCAGCACAAGACGACUCGCGCGUUCAGGACGUUGUGAAUUUGAUUCACCAUUUCCAACGUGCGCCAGCGUAUCCGCAACGGCCUCCGGCAUCGUAUGUAAAAGCGUCGCGCAAACAUUCGUUCGGACCUUCGGUCUUGACAAACGCUUUGCAUCGCACGUCGUCGUCCAAGAACCGAAUGAGCAACUCGUCGGCUUUGUUUGGUGUGGAUGUGGAUGGCGAUCAAGGCAUUGAGGUCGAGCAGCAGCUGAUCACACAGUAUCUGUUGAUGCGGCCCUGGGUCAGUGAAAAGAUCAUUGAUGAGCUGAGCGUGCUCCGAGAACCGCCCAAACAGCGCGCCACAACGUCCCCUGCGUACGGUCGAUCCAAUACUGCCAAUAACGGAGGGAACAGCAACGCUGUUGGCAGUCAUGGUGGGGGAGGGAGCAUGAACAAUAACAACAACAACAGCGGCAGCACGAGCAGUAACAGCAUCAACACCAGCUCGUUAUUGAGUAAUGCCAGCUCGCUUGUUCGAUUGAGCAGCAGCUACAGCACCAACACGAGUAGCAUGACGAGUUGGGAAGAGCCGGAUGAAACUACCAAACGAAGCACUGGGUUCUGGCCGUUCCGUAAGAGCUCUGAAAUGACUCGACCGACUACGUUGCAUUCAGAUGUUUACGAUCAUCAGCGUGACAGUUGGAGCGACGACGAUGACGACGAUCAAGCGCAUCACCAUCAUUCGGUAUUAUCCACUUCUUCACCCCAUCCUUCUCACACACCGCCCAAGUCGGGAGAAUCGAUAUCCAGUCGCACGGCCUCCACAACGACUAAGAUACUCACUGGCCAUGUACGAAGCUUUUCGUUACCUUCUGCAAAGCCUAGCAAUCUAUCUGAUGCUGAUACUGCAGCUCGUAAGCGAACGUAA